CAAAUAAUGCAUUUUUGGAGAAUAUAUAGACAGAACACUUAGAGAGGGAUGUGCACCAGCCCAGACAGUUGAUUUUGGGGUUAUAGAGCAGAGAAAGACGUGCAUUUGAUCACUUUGGGUAGAUAUCGUAAAUACUUUGUAUUGCGAAACUGAUCAAAUCCAGUAGGUGGCGGUAAUGCGCCACAAACAGAUGCUAACCGCUGUGUAAGGCAACAGAAGAAGAAGAAAAACCAGUUUCUCCAAAAUGGCGACUGUGGAUCAAAGAGAAGGUCAGGAUGACCCCGGUCAGGACGAGAGUGAAGAAGAGGUUUACGAGGUGGUGGACCUGACAGAAUAUGCACGGAGGCACCAGUGGUGGAGCAGGGUGUUUGGGAACAACUCCGGCCCCAUUGCUGAGAAGUAUUCUGUGGCCACACAGAUCGCCAUGGGAGGGGUGACUGGAUGGUGUGCUGGUUACCUCUUCCAGAGAGUCGGGAAGAUAGCUGCUACAGCUGUUGGCGGAGGGUUCCUUCUUUUACAGAUUGCCAAUCACAGCGGCUACGUGCAGGUGGACUGGAAGAAGGUGGAGAAGGAUGUGAACAAAGCAAAGAAGCACCUGAAGAAGAAAGCAAACAAAGCAGCCCCUGAAAUAAACACAUUCAUUGAGGAGGUAAAGGCCACAGACUUUAUAAAGAGGAACAUCGUCUUGUCCAGCGGCUUCGUCGGCGGCUUCUUCCUGGGUUUGGCCUCCUAAAGCUGCUGCCUGCGCUGCUGCAUCUACUUACUGUGAAUCUCAUCACUGCAUAGGUCACCUUCCUUUCCAUUGUUUACCUCUGGGCCCUGCGUGUGCAUCGAUUCACCUUUUAACAAACUGAACAGGCGGGUGGGGUUAUGUUGAACAUUAGGCAUGAUCUGUUGUGACAGUGGUAUUACUGUAUUUUUCUCCACCUAAAUCAACCCAAGCUAGUAAUUUCCUUUUUGGAGGGCACAUUCUGAGGUGUGUGUGGAGUGGAUUAUACUGUGAAAACUCUCUGCUGUGGGACCUGUAAUGGAUCCGCUGAAUAUGUCAAGCUGCCACAAACUAGCACAGAUUCCUCGUUGCUUUUCAACACUGAUCUGAGUCGAGAUCGUCCAUCCCCUCAUUGUGUAGUCGCCUGGUGGACGCUGAUCUCAGAUUGUUAGAAAUGGGCGUGUGUGGGUGCCAUUGUAAAUACAUAGAUGACCCCUUUUGAGAGGUGUAGAUAUUAUAUAAACAUGGGAAGCAGCAGUGGGAAGUUAACACCAUCCCCCAGUCUAGUGCUUUUUAAUAUAAAGUUUAUGUGCCAUUUAGCAUGUAAGCAAACACAAUUCAGCUUUUAAAAUUUGUCACACUGACUGGGGGUUUAAACAAAGUUAUUCUCCCACUCUGAGCAGACCUUGUGAUUAAUAUACAACACAUAUCACAAGCAUAAAUCACAACUAAAUGUUACAUUUAUGUGUGUUGUCUUACUUUGCACGGACAAAAAGGAGUAUUAAAUCCUUUGUUCCCGUAAUCCCCGGCUCCGCAGUGGCCUUUAAUGACAGGACGAGCAUCUGCUGUACCCUAAUUACCAGCGCCACAAGCUAGACGCCAAACGCGACACCAGUCCUGUCAUUAAAGAGCACAAUGGAGCAGCGAUUGUGACUCCCACUCCCUCGCUAUUGUCGUUGUGCAUUUAGCGGUGUCAGUGUAGCAAUAAGACAACAGAGAUGCUGCCGAGUUGUGCAUAUUAUCAACAUAGGACGUCCACGCAUAGGAGUCCACUAAAGACGAUCACAAGAUGCUUAUUUUGUUUUUUGCCUUUUUCUACCAGUGCAAUAUACUGUAAGGUUAUUUUUUGACAGCUUGUUAUGUGUCCAACUGGCGUUUUGUAUGCUCAUAUUCCCUCAUUGUUUCUAUUUAAUGUUACUUUGUUAUCUGAGCUGUUUGAACUUGGUUGUGUGUCUCUUUUAAAUAAAGUUGCCUAAUUUUGUUUUCAACUAAAAAA
Molecule: messenger RNA, 1985 nt
Organism: Plectropomus leopardus (leopard coralgrouper)
Lineage: Eukaryota; Metazoa; Chordata; Actinopteri; Perciformes; Serranidae
Product: FUN14 domain-containing protein 1
Biological process (GO): autophagy of mitochondrion
Cellular component (GO): mitochondrial outer membrane
Source: RefSeq, a predicted model, not a curated record